This is a messenger RNA of Centropristis striata (black sea bass), 2827 nucleotides long. RefSeq names its product exocyst complex component 8 (gene exoc8). The transcript has 4 exons. Gene Ontology annotation, biological process: exocytosis; Golgi to plasma membrane transport; intracellular protein localization. NCBI's taxonomy places the organism in Eukaryota, Metazoa, Chordata, Actinopteri, Perciformes, Serranidae. The coding region runs from base 104 to 2167 and encodes 687 amino acids. Gene Ontology annotation, cellular component: exocyst. The record is from RefSeq and is a predicted model, not a curated record.
GUUUUAGAAGCGGAAAUGAACCGAUGAGCUGCUCCUCUUGUCUACAUUCAUCACUAAUUUGUGAGCAUUUAGUGUAAAUAGGUCAACAAACACACGGCAGAAGAUGUCGGAAACGGGGAACCGACUCCGGAAGCUGCUCGAAUCGCCAAAUUUCGACCCUCAGAAUUACGUGAAGCAGCUGUCCCAGCAGUCCGAUGGCGACAGAGACCUGCAGGAGCACCGCCAGAAAAUCCAAAACCUGGCCGACGAAACGGCUCAAAACCUGAAGAAAAAUGUCUACAAGAACUACAGACAGUUCAUCGAGACGGCCAAAGAGAUCUCGUACCUGGAGAGCGAGAUGUACCAGCUGAGCCACAUCCUGACGGAGCAGAAGAGCAUCAUGGAGAGCAUCACCCAGGCCCUGCUGUCCACAGAUAAAGAUGAGACCUCCAAAGAGAUGCAGGCUGCUUUCCCCAAGGAGACGGAGGAGCUGAAGCAGAGGACGCUCACCUCCCUGCUGGAGAAGGUGGAGGGGGGGAAGAACAUCAUGGACACCCCAGGGAGGCACCUGGUCUACAACGGGGACCUUGUGGAGUUUGAUGUUGACAACAUGUCCCCCAUCCAGAAGGUGCACGCUUUCCUCAUGAACGACUGCCUGUUGAUCGCCACCUGGCUGCCGAACCGCAGAGGAACCGUGAAGUACAAGUACAACGCCCUGUACGACCUGGAGAGCUUCGCCGUGGUCAACGUGAAGGACAACCCUCCCAUGAAGGACAUGUUCAAGAUCCUCAUGUUCCCCGACAGCCGCAUCUUCCAGGCGGAGAACAGCAAAAUCAAGAAGGAGUGGCUGGAGAUCCUGGACGAAACCAAGAAGAACAAAGUGACCAAGGACCGGCACAAGAAAGAGGAGGAGGUGGUCCCCGUGUCUCCCGUGAGGGCCGAGGUGUCCACCAACCCGUUCGACGAGGAGGAGGACGAGCCGGCGGAGGCUGAGGAGAACGUGGACCUGACUCUGGAGUGGAUCCAGGAGCUGCCGGAGGAUCUGGACGUCUGCAUCGCUCAGAGGGACUUCGAGGGCGCCGUGGACCUGCUGGACAAGCUGAACGAGUAUCUGAAAGACCAGCCGGUCACGCCCAGAGUCAAAGAGAUGAGGCUGAAGGUGGAGGAGCGCGUGCGGCAGCUGACGGAGGUCCUGGUGUUCGAGUUGUCUCCGGACCGGUCUCUUCGUGGUGGACCCAAAGCGACCAGGAGGGCCGUGUCCCAGCUGAUCAGACUAGGUCAGUCCACUAAGGCCUGCGAGUUGUUUCUGAAGAACCGCGCCGCUGCAGUCCAGACGGCCAUCCGGCAGCUUCGUAUAGAAGGAGCCACGCUGCUCUACAUACACAAACUCUGCAACAUCUUCUUCACCAGCCUGCUGGAGACGGCCAAGGAGUUCGAGAUGGACUUUGCGGGGAACACGGGCUGCUACUCCGCCUUCGUGGUCUGGUCCAAGUCUGCCAUGAGGAUGUUUGUGGACGCCUUCAGCAAGCAGGUGUUUGACAGUAAGGAGAGCCUGUCGACAGCAGCGGAGUGCGUUAAAGUGGCGAAGGAGCACUGUCAGCAGCUGACGGAGAUCGGCCUGGACCUGACCUUCACCCUGCAGUCUCUGCUGGUCAAAGACAUCAAGGCGGCGCUGCAGAGCUACAAUGACAUCAUCAUCGAAGCCACCAAGCACCGAAACUCUGAGGAGAUGUGGAGGAGGAUGAACCUCAUGACCCCCGAGGCUCUGACCAAACUCAAGGACGAGAUGCGCGGCUGCGGCAUCAGCAGCUUCGAGCAGUACACGGGAGACGACUGCUGGGUGAACCUGAGCUACACCAUCGUGGCCUUCACCAAGCAGAUGAUGAGCUUCCUGGAGGAAGGCCUGAAGCUCUACUUCCCCGAGCUGCACAUGGUGCUGCUGGAGAGCCUGAGGGAGAUCAUCCUGGUGGCCGUGCAGCACGUGGACUACAGCCUGCGCUGCGAGCAGGACCCCGAGAAGAAGGCCUUCAUCAUGCAGAACGCCACCUUCCUCCACGACAUCGUGCUGCCCGUGGUGGAGCGGCGGUUCGAGGAGGGCGUGGGCAAGCCGGCCAAACAGCUGCAGGACCUGAGGAAGAGCACCAGGCCGGUCCGGAUCAACCCGGAGAGCACCACGUCGGUGGUCUGAGACCGCAGAGAUGGAUCGUAGUGGCCAAAAAACUCUUAAAUGCUCUUUUACUGACUGAUCUCCGACUCCUAUUUUAUAAAUAACUGCUAGAUGUUGGUUAUUUUCAGGUUUCAAGACAAAAAAAAUGCAGGAUGCAUCGUGGAGAACAGCAGAAUAUGAUACCUCAUGAUAGGUAUGUGUAAAAAAGUGAAUUUGCACCUGAAUUUGCACCAAUUCCCACAAAGAUAUUAGAAAUCCCUAUAAGAUGAAACUUUAAAUUCAUUUUUUUAAUGAAUACAUGGCUCUUGAGGACAUAUUUCACACAAAAACUUGAUAAAUAUGUUAAAUUGUGAUCAAAUUUAUGAUGUAAAGUUCUCUCUGAAAUGUCAUUAACACAAUUGACUAGACAGAUUUAGUCAGAAAUCCUUAUGAAAUAUGUGCGUACUCGUGAAACGCUAAUGUUUAUGCUUAAGUUGGAAGUAAUGCAUAAUGAUGUUUUGAUUCAAACUCACCCAACUUUCAUUUGUUUGAUGCUACUGGACUGUUAGGAGACACUAAAUAGUCUCAUAGGACUGAUUAAAAGGGACGACUGAAAAGAAAAUGCACUGGUGAAUGUUUAAUGUAUGAUAGUCAAAGUUUGUGCUUGACAAAAACACAUGAAAUUCAAUAAAGAUCUUCAUG